Messenger RNA from Thlaspi arvense, 204 nucleotides. The record is from the annotation of a GenBank genome assembly. Lineage: Eukaryota; Viridiplantae; Streptophyta; Magnoliopsida; Brassicales; Brassicaceae.
AUGUGUCUGGUGUGUUUAUGCGACGACGAGGAGACAGAGUUAGGGAGACAACAAGCACCUGGAUCGUGUCCGUAUUGUGGAGGUAAAGUGCAAAUGCUCGAUGUCGAAAGAAAAUGGAUGUUUUGUUUCGUUCCGCUCUGUUUCAAGAUCAAGAGGAAGUAUCUGUGUUCUUCUUGCGAUCGCCGUCUCGUUUUGUAUCAUUAA